Messenger RNA from Adineta ricciae, 1509 nucleotides. NCBI's taxonomy places the organism in Eukaryota, Metazoa, Rotifera, Eurotatoria, Adinetida, Adinetidae. The record is from the annotation of a GenBank genome assembly.
AUGAUAACUCAACCCGGUCUAGCAGCGCCCGUCGAUAAGCCCAAAGAAGAAAAGUUAAAUCUACCAGAAGUUCAAGAUCAUCUGUGGAUCGCUGGGCAACGUGAACACAUCGAAAACUUCGAAGCAUCAGAUGUGUUAUUCGUUGGUGAUUCGAGUACCGACCUCCCGGAUGAUGAUUAUACGACCUUAGUACCGCCGGUGAAACAAGUCAAUGGUGCAAAUCGAAAAUUACCACAAGUGCCAAUUAUUGUAGAAAACAAAGAAAAUGAAUCACCGGCUGCAAACACGAAACGAUCUCAUGCAAAUACAACCGAUCGACAGAAAACCAAUGUAAUCGGAACAUCAAGACGACAACUGAGUCUUAAUCGUGGACUGACAAAUCGUGCUCAAUCGGCUCCAUCAUCACCCGCUCUGUCAUAUAACAAUAAACAAAAACCAAGACGGAAUCAAAUGUUGCUCGAUCACAUGGAUAUAGAAACGAAAUCUAUAUCAAGUGAUCAAGGUUCAAUAUCGACUAAUAGUCCAAAUAAUAGUUUAUCAUCAGGUUCACUUGAAAUUCGUUUGAAAUUUGACGCUAAAAACAGUAAGAUGUGGGUUUUCGUGAUCAAAGCAUCAUUAGAUAUGAAUCAACGUGCAUCAAAACAAUUACUUGUACAAAUACAUCUAACUAUGUUGCCGAAUAAACGAAUUCGUUUUCGUACACGAGCCAAGCCUGCUGAUAAUGCGAUGUUUGCUGAAGAAUUCUUCUGUAAAGUCUCACCUGAAUCUAUACAAACACAAGGCAUCCGGUUUCGAUUAUACACAAAUGAACGUUUCAAACGGGAGAAACUUCUCGCCGAAGCCACGGUCAUGUUUGGUUUAGUCAAUCUUGAUGAAGAUAUGUGUAAGAUCAUUCCAUUAGAACGUGUUUACGUGUCUGAUGAUUCGGAUGUAAGCAGUUCACGUUCACGAACAAGUAGCAUCGCUCCGUCCAGAAAAAAUUCUGUGAUUACGAGCACGGGACCGAGUAGCUCGCUUUUACCCGAACUUGAAAUCGGUCUAGCUUAUGAUAGAAAUCAAUCGAUUCUGAUUCUUGAGAUAGGAAAAGGUAUCAAUUUCGGUAUGGCAUCACAAGGACGAGCACCGGACGCUUUUGCUCAGAUCACACUUCUCAAUGCAAAUGGUGUAGAAAUGGUAUCAAAUCGCACAGUUACACGUCGUACUCAACAUCAUCCUGUUUUUGCUGAACGUUAUCCAUUUAACAUUCAAGAGAGUCUGCUCGAUCAAAUCACACUUGUAAUUACGAUUAUCAAUAAAAGUUCCACUGGAAAACAUGAUCGAAAUCUUGGAUGGAUAUCAUUCGGUACAGUUAAUUUCUGUUCUUUUUCCCCUUAUCUAAAAUGUUCCUUUGAACUUAAUGAACUUGUAGGACACGGUGCCAGUGGUAAUACUCAAGUUGCUCAUUGGGAUUCGAUGCUCAAUGCACAAGGUGAUACAAUAACACGAUGGCAUGCUUUACUAGAAAGUUAA